AUGACUGCACGUUUUCGCACUCCCCUAACUAAUGCGUUGCCAAUCCUUCAAACGACUUCGAGAAGCAAUGACAAACCUAGACUUUCCUACUAUACCGGACCUCGCUUACGAGAUCAAGACAGUUUUUUUCAAUCGCACUCUGACUCAGUUUCACAAUCUCGCUACGAAACGCCGUUGUCUGAUGGAGCUGGAACGUCCGCAGCAGCAUUUGCGGGCAACGGACACAGAAGUGAUAUGGAAUUAACAAGAAAUCUAACGUGUUCCCAAGUAGUAAGACAUGAAGAACUGUCUCCUACGAUGCAGACUAUUUUGAACGAGUUGUUCAAGCAACAAAAAUACAGGUCUCUAGCAAAGUUACGAAGGAAUAGCAUAGGUAGGAAACGACAGGGAUCACCUAAUGUCCUUGAGCAGUUCUCUUUUCAAUCGGACAGUGAUUCCACAUACGGACUAUUGCAGACGGGAACUGUAACCGGACCAUAUCCUAAUCAACUGAUGCAGGCGACGACAUAUGAUCAACCAUUGAAUAAUCUCAACAGGGCUGAAAUGAUAAUAGGAAAUACAGAUCAAACCAUAUCUUCAACGAUUGUGGCGAUGACAACAAACAGUGGUCAGCAUACAUACUCGAAUGCUGAAAUUAUUCUAAGAAGCACAAGUCAAAAUGCAUCUUCCAGCACUGAGCCGAUGAUAACGAACGCUGGUCAAAAUGCAUCUUCACAUAUUGUAACAAUGAUUAGAAAUACAAGCCAAAAUUCUUCUUCCAGUGCCGGGGCAACGGCUAUAGAUACACGCCAAACUGUGCCGAGUUCUGAGGAUUGUGCACAGCGUCUACCAGAAUUAGGAAAUGCAAUGUCUGAGAAUAGUCUGCCACAAUUUGCGAGUCAUUCACUUGGCGAACGUCUACUCAUUAAACAAGAAGACGCCGAUGGCUCUAUAAUACACUACGAAAACGAUUCUGAAAAUGCUUGCGCUUUUUCGCAAGCAUCGGCGAGGACUGAAGAGAAUAAGAAAAUUUACGCUGAGAUCGAUCCUAAUCAGUCAUUCCGGUUGUUGACAGCAAUAAGAUUUUCCAAGAGAGGUAUGGAGAGAGUGAAAAGCAAACUACCGCAAAAAUAUAAGGACAGAUUGAGUAAAGUAAGGAAAUCGAAAAUUGUCAGACCAUGUACAGUUGAGCUUGUUCGUAUGGCUUCAAUCACUUUGAACGGAUACGCAAAACAUACCGACGCCGACAAUCUCAUCAUAAAACCAAACAAAGUAAUAAUGUCCCAUGUUGACUCGGCUGUGGACAUUUUAUCUGAAGUAGAAACUACAAACGAACACAAUAAAUCAAAACCAACUCUAACAUUAUCGCCUGACCCUUCCUUAAAAGUACCAACUUCCCCUACUACACCUAGCUCACAUGCUGCCGCCCUUGCCUUGUUAACGUCUCGAAUAUCUGCUUUACAGUCAGAAUUGGAGAAUGCUGGUAAGGGAAGAGAAGAUAACAAAAAGCCAAGCUCAGACUUGGUAUUGGAAUCGAACAAGUUUUCCUCGAAAAAAGAAGAAAAAACGUCACCUAUUCUCGACAGUUUUAAGAUUAAAUACAGCACAGAGGCAGACAUAAAGAAAACCGAUCGUUUGUCAAACGGUCAUUCUGACUACUAUUCAGACUCGAACGAGACCCCCAGAAGCUCAGACAAAUCCACUGUAAAAGAUUUCCCACCUAUUUCACCUUCUGACACUGUAUUCGACUCCGAGAGGCUUUCAAGAAAUACCUCCGCCAUUAAUUCCAUGUACUCCGUCCGUUCCGCUCAUUCUCGAGCUCCUUCUUAUGAAACAAGCAAGAAUGAUUUCAUACAGUCACCAACAUUUCAAUUAUCUGCUCAUCGUGGUCGCCGGAACAGCGACAACGAUGAUUUGUCUGGUGACGAACGAAGUGCGGAAAUAGAACGAUUAGAACGUGAACACAGAAAGUAUGUACAGGCAUUGAAGAAAGAACACGGAGAAGAACUUGAACGAAUUGAAAAUGAGCAUAGCGCAGAAAUGGAAAGGACAUUACGAGAGUAUCGAGAUGAACUUGAGAGAACUGAAAAUGAAUCAAUGAAUACUCUGGAAAGGACAAUAAAUGAUCAUAGAGAUGAAAUGGAGCAGAUGAAAAAAGAGCUUUCAGAAAAAUUUAAAGAACAAGAAGAGCGAAUAAUGAUGGAGACAGCUCGACGACACAGAGCCGAAAAGGAUGAGCUGCUCAGAGCCCAUGACGAAGAGUUGAGUAGAAUAAAAUCUGAAUUAGAACGAUUAACGAGUUUAAAUGAGCUAGUAGGGCAGGAAAACGAAACAUUAAAACAGCGUCUCUCCGAAGAUCAACAAGCGUUGCGUGCCCAAUUGGAUAAUCAAUCGUCUAUAGAAGACCUAAAACGCAAGUUCGAACAGGAACGACGUGCCCUCGAAGAUCGCCUAAUGAAUGCCAUUCAACAAAAAGAAGAGACCGAAGUAUCAUGGUCAAAAUACAAACGAGAGACUGAGAAUUUAUUAAACGAAUUCAAAAGCCAACUGGAAUCGUUUACCCUUGUCUCAAACGAAAAAGACGCUCUUGAAACCGAGAAUCAUAGGCUACGACAGGAAGUCGGAAAUCUCAACGCAUUCAAAGAGAAUGCUGAGGAUGUUCUGGUAAAGAUAAAAGAGGAAAUGGGUAAGAGCAUAUCAGAACUAAAAUCCCAGCUUAGCGAGAAAGCAGAUACAGAAAGUAUGCUCGAAUCCCUUCAGAUUGAACUCAAUAACUCUAACAGUGCACUUUCCGAGUUACAAUCCCAACAGGUUCAGAACGAGCGUAAGCUUCGUCACGCUCAAGAAAAAUGUGAGGAUCUUCAAAUCGACGUAGCCGACAAAAAGAGUACUAUAGAGAAUCUCGAAAGACAACUGGACCGUAUAAAGGACGAGAUAGAAAGGACAAAAAGAGAGCAUGAAAGGUCAAUGGACAUUCUCCGAUCUGAACUUGAUGUUGCUCAUCAAAAGGAUCUUAAUAAUCUUAGAGAGAAAUUAGAGAACGAGUAUGAAGCGGCACGGGCAAAAUUAACGUUUGAGCACGAUAAUGCAAUAAUGACACUAAGACGGCAAAAUGAGGAAUUGGGUAAAACUAUUGCUGAAAAUGCUGUUUCUGUUGAAGCAUUGGAGGCAGCUGCAAAGCGUCUAGAAGCAGCCGAGAGCUCAUACCAGGAACUCAACUCCAAUUACUAUCAAUCCAUAAAGAAGAGCCAAGAUCUUACAGCCGAAGUCGCAUCGCUGCGUAGCCAAGUCGAGGAACUCGGUUCUACUAAGGAUAUAUUGGAACAAGAUAAAAAGAUGAAGGAUGCAGAAAUUGAAACAUUGAAAAACGAUCUCAGCCAACGCCAAGAAGAAAAUCUCGCUCUCAGAGCAGAUAUCAAGGAGGUUGAAGCUACUCGCAAUAAGUUUGCCGGCGUCAUUGCUGCAAUGAAGGACGAAUGGGAACAUUCAUACCAGUUGCUCAAGAAUAAAUUUUCGGAAGCUGAACAGCAAAGAGACAAAUUGCAAGCUCGAGUCAUUGAAUUAGAGAAUGGCUCAAAUAGCGAAAUUGAACAGCUCAAAUCAAGCUUAUCAGAAAAAGCCAGGGAAAUUGAACAGGCAACCGCGAAAUUCCAAGCAGCUGAGAAACAAAAGGAUAUCUUAUCCAAGAUGCUCGAGGAGCAUCAGAACGGGAUGCAAACAAUUAUGAAAGAUAUGGCAGCGGACAGAGAACAAUGGACAGAAAAGGAAAAUGAAAUGGCUCUUUCAUUAAAGGAAAAAGAUAGGAUCCUUUCCGAAAAGCUCAGUUUAUUGGAAGCUGCACGAACGGAUAAGGAAGCCAUGAAGCAGAAAUUGAUCGAAGUCGGGAGAGAAAAAGUGUCGGUUGAUAAUAGGAUCCGCGAAUUGGAAGGAGAAAAGAAAAAAAUAGAGGAGGAUAUGAAGAAGCUUGAAUCUCGCUUGACUGAUAAGACGAGGGAAUAUGAUCGCCUAAAGGAACAAAGCGCACAAUGGCGUGAAUCAGAUAAACAAAAAAGGCUAUUGGAGCAAGAAAUUAAUGAGAUGAAACGAGGUCGCGGUGAAAAGGAUUUGCAAAUUAGUCAUCUAGAAACGGAAAUGGACAAGAAAGAUGCAGAGAUUCGACAACUGGAUACCCUCAAGAAGCAGUUACAAGCCAAGAUCGAAGGCCUCGAAGCAUCUCAGACUCGAUUCAACUCGAAACUUCGAGCAGCCGAAGCUGAUGCAAGCACGGCUAUGCGUAACGCCGAUAGCCAAGUACGCGAGAUGCAAAAUCGGCUUAACAAUUCUCAAAAUGAAAUAGAGGAACUCCAUAAUCAAAUUACCGAACUCAAGCAAAAACUCAUUGAGAAAGAAGGCUUCCGAAGCCCACCAAGAUCUCCCCAUACAAGAGAAGAUGUCAAUGUCCGAUUGUCGACAGCCACACAGACGAUCAUGUCUCUCGAGAAACAAGUUGAAAAGUUAAAGGCAGUCCAGGAUAUGCUUAACUCCGAAAAUGCUGCGCUCAAGAAGAGUUUGUCUGAAUCCGAGACCUCACAGCAUGCGAUUAUGCAAGCCUUUGAACAAUCAAUUAGUCAGACCGAGAAGACCGUGUCUACCCUUCGCGAGCGACUUGAUACAACACAAAAGGAGUGUGCCCUUGAGAAGGAAAGACUUAUCCAAACCCAUAAGGAGCUUACAGAGAGUUUGCAACAAAGGUACUCGGAACAGAUGGCUGAAUUGAAAAAUACAUUGCAAUCGUACGAGAAGCGAGAACGUGACCUGUCUGCGACUGGUCACGAUGCUCGAGAUAGUGCAGAUGUCAAGCUUUUAAGGCUACAGGCUCAGAUAACUUCGUUUGAGAAGGAAUUGAAAGAAUCUAAAAACGAAUGUCUGAAAUUGAAUGAGGCACUGUCUCAGGUGCAAAUGAGUUAUUUGGAUGCUGUUAAUGAAAAGGAUCAAAUACUAAAGACAAAGAAGGAUUUGGAGAAAAAACUAAAGUCUCAGGAAGACGACAUGCAACAGUUAAUGGCGAAGAACAUGGAGUUGGUCAUGCAAAUCAGCAUGAAUUAA
Paraglomus occultum is the source of this 5064-nucleotide messenger RNA. Lineage: Eukaryota; Fungi; Glomeromycota; Glomeromycetes; Paraglomerales; Paraglomeraceae. The record is from the annotation of a GenBank genome assembly.